This is a messenger RNA of Maylandia zebra (zebra mbuna), 1413 nucleotides long. Its product is annotated as P2Y purinoceptor 1-like. Lineage: Eukaryota; Metazoa; Chordata; Actinopteri; Cichliformes; Cichlidae. Gene Ontology annotation, molecular function: neuropeptide receptor activity. Gene Ontology annotation, cellular component: membrane. The record is from RefSeq and is a predicted model, not a curated record. Gene Ontology annotation, biological process: G protein-coupled receptor signaling pathway.
GCGAGCCGAUCACUGACUGCUGUGUUUUUGUAGGAGAUUUUAUAUGACAAAGGUUUUACAUCAAUGCGAGAGAUGUCUGUAAACAACACAAAAGGACCUUGUGAGGGAAACCUAAUCAAUCUAAAUUUUACGCACAGCUUUUUGCCGCCCGUCUUUAUCACCGUGUUCAUUGUCGGGACGGUGUCCAAUAUCUGUGGACUGAGAAGCGUAUGUGUGAGCUGGAAGAAAAACGGAAACAUCAACAUCUUCAUGUUCAAUCUCGGGGUGGCGGACCUGCUGUAUCUGUUUACCCUGCCGUUCCUCGUCUACUAUUACGCGCGUGAGAGUGACUGGCAGUUUGGCCAGCCUUUCUGCAAGGUGACGCGCUUCUGCUUCAACCUCAACCUUUAUGGCAGCAUCGGCUUCCUUACCUGCAUAAGCAUCUAUAGGUACCUGGGCAUUGUGCACCCGAUGAAAGUGAUGGGGAAAAUCACCAGUCGCCACUCUCUGGCCAUAAGCGCUCUGGUCUGGGUUUUGGUCAUUAUUCAAAUUACUCCUGAUAUAUUCUUUGACAAGAAUGAUGAAAAAAAACCAAACUCGUGUUUUGACACCACCUCAACCAACCUGACCAGAUACUACCUGCCAUACAGCAUCAGCUGGACGGUCACCGGGUUUGUCCUGCCUUUGGUCAUCAUUUUGGGCUGUUAUGGACACAUCGUGGUGGUUCUGGGAAAGAACGCCAAUGUCAACCCACUGCUGAAGCAGCGAUGUUUGAAACUGGUCGUGAUUCUGGUCAUACUUUUCUCCGUCUGUUUCAUUCCCUACCAUAUAUUUCGAAAUUUAAAUCUCACUACCAGGAUUUUGAAACAAGAUGGGCUUUGUCACCACCUCUUCGACGACAUCUACAUUGCACACCAGGUCGGCAGAUUCCUGGCUUGUCUAAACAGCGCGAUAAACCCGCUGAUUUAUAUAGUAGGAAAUGAUGAUUUCCUGACUAAGUUUCAAGACUUCAGUAAUCGGACCAGGAUGUCUCUUGCCGGACUCAAAAGCGCAAUUAUUUACCGCAAACCCAUAGAAGCGGACGUGGAUUUACCCGCAGACAUGUGCACCAGUUUCGACAAGAGGAGUGGAUAGGGCGCAGAAUCAGUUUACGCGAGUUGCUCGUCUAUACAUGUCACGCACCGCCAGCACUUCCACAGAUCCGUGAACAAAGUACGUGACUGCGACUGAUGAUUGUGCUUAAGGGAGGACUGGCGAGGGGUAGGUCACUGAGGUGUCAGUGCACAGAGAAAGUCAAGUGUCCGGAUGGUUCCCUGGAUGUUACCGAAAAGACUUAAAGCUGAAGCUCCAGCUCAUAUACCUCUAUUUUUGAACUGUUCCAAGUGUUAAGCAUUGUAACAACUUAUAUAUUUUUAUUUUCUGCGUAUUUAGUAA